This is a messenger RNA of Chara braunii, 937 nucleotides long. The record is from the annotation of a GenBank genome assembly. NCBI's taxonomy places the organism in Eukaryota, Viridiplantae, Streptophyta, Charophyceae, Charales, Characeae.
UCUGAUUCACGUUGCUGCCGUCAUUGCACGUCUGUGUUUUUCUCUUUGUCUGUUUUUGGAUGCUCUUGCCGAGAAACAGGAAACCUGCCUCGUUGUUGAAUUUGCCGAUGGUGUUGAAGGAUCAGAUAGCUGUUGUAAAGCGCUUCACCGGCGGGGGGACCGUGGUGGUAGAUGAAAGCACGCUCUUCGUCAGCCUCAUUUGCUCAAGCACAGCAAUUCCCAACGUCCCAUGUUUUCCGCGACCUAUCAUGGAAUGGACGGAGGAGGUGUACAGCCCAGUGUUUGAAGGGGCACCAGGCUUCCGACUCCGAGAGCAUGACUAUGUGUUCGGAGACAAGAAGUUUGGAGGUAAUGCGCAGUCCAUCACAAAGCAGCGAUGGGUUCAUCAUACCUCAUUCCUGUGGGACUUCAAGGAUGAGCGCAUGCAGUACUUACUUCAACCAGGAAGAGCUCCUGAGUACAGAAAGCUGGACCGAGAAGAUUACCGGUACCAUCUCUCCAAGCCCUGGCCUAUCCCCUUACCCCGUGGAUGUGCACCUUCACCCUGGUCUGGAACUAGUACCACCCCCUACAGCAAGGAGCAAGAGGAGAGAGCUGCCGCUAUCCUGCGAGAGAGGACGGAGAGAAUGGAGAAGAGGGAACUGAUUAAGCAGGCCAAGAUGCUGGCCCUACUGGAGGAGCAAGAGGCAAAGACGAGGCAGAUGGAGGAAGAGUUGAAGAAAUGGACAAAGGAACAGGAGGAGAAGAUGACAGCCAUACAAGCGGAGGUGGAGAAAGAAGAAGAAGAAGAAAAGCAAGUGGAAGAAGAAGUACCGUUGGAAAGAAGAAGAGGUGGAGUCAGUACAAGCAAGGAGGAGGAGAUUGAAAAGACCACAUAAGAAUGGACCGCACAUUUGGAGCUGGGAGAAGAUAGGGAGGCCGAGUUGGCCAUACCCCA